AUGCAGCGAAAGGUGGUCAUUAAAUUUUGCAUGAAGAGCAACAAGUCUCGCUCCAAAGUCCUCACCACUGCAGCUGGAUUUACUGGGGUGGAAGAGGUGGCCUUGAAUGGGGAGGACCAGAUAGUGGUGGUCGGAGAUGGGAUCGACUCGGUGGCGCUGACCACCUUGCUGAGGAAGAAAGUGGGCUACGCCGAGCUGGUGAGCGUCCAGUCGCCGGAGCCGGAGGGGGAGAACGACAACGUCGGAGCCGGAGGAGAUGGCCAGAAAACGGUGGAGCCCAUAGUGCAAUACACCACGCCAAAUUGUAAUUACUACCGCCCAGCAUAUGGAAGCAGCUGUAGUUUGCCUGUUUAUGUUGAUGAAGUUAGGUAUUGCCAUGAACCAUCCUUGUGCUCCAUCUUGUGA
Diospyros lotus (date-plum) is the source of this 405-nucleotide messenger RNA. RefSeq names its product heavy metal-associated isoprenylated plant protein 46-like. The transcript is spliced from 2 exons. The record is from RefSeq and is a predicted model, not a curated record. Bases 1 to 405 code for a protein of 134 amino acids. Lineage: Eukaryota; Viridiplantae; Streptophyta; Magnoliopsida; Ericales; Ebenaceae.